Molecule: messenger RNA, 1440 nt
Organism: Tetrahymena thermophila SB210
Lineage: Eukaryota; Ciliophora; Oligohymenophorea; Hymenostomatida; Tetrahymenidae
Product: MFS transporter
Exons: 3
Biological process (GO): transmembrane transport
Molecular function (GO): transmembrane transporter activity
Source: RefSeq, a predicted model, not a curated record
AUGAAUUACAAAAAAGUAUAAGAUACAAUAAACCUUUAAGUUGAAAGCUAAUCGGAUUAUAAUACAGAAAUAUAAUAAUCAACUGAUUCUCUUUUAUCAGUUGAUAAUACUCCAAAAAAUAGUUUUAUUUAAUAAUAUAAAAAUUAUUUUUUAAUUGCAGCUUCUCUUAUUAUGAUAGGCGGGUAUUAUAAUUGUCUCUUUUAGGGAUUUAUAAAGAAUUAAUUUCUAGAGUCAAUGAAUUUUACUAAUAAUUAAUAUUCUACAAUAGUUACAGUGCCUCAUUUUCCAAAUAUAAUUGUUCCUAUAUUAAUAGGGCCUCUAGUUGAUAUUAUUGGUAUUAGGAGAGGAACAUUUAUUUGCUGUUUUGUAAUGUUUUUAGGGUUCUUUUUUAUAGUUAUUUCUAUAAUUCCUAAGAGCUUUGCAUUAAUUCUUAUAGGAAAAAUAUUACACUAAGUAGGUACAGAAAACACUCAUCUAUGCUAAAGCACAAUUGUUUCAAAAUGGUUUAAAUCUUCUAAUCUUGCUCUAGCUCUUGCUAUUUGUUCUUUUAUGAUAAAGCUUUCAAGCAGUUUAUCGGGUAUAGGAUAUCCAUACCUUUAUGAAAAAAACAAUAGUUUGCUCCUUCCUCUUAUGGUUGGUUUUGGAUUUGUCGUAUUAAGUCUUUUAGCAACAGUACUUAUUAUUAUUAUGGAUAAAAAAUCUGAAUAGUAUGAUUGCCCUUGUUUAAUUGAAGAAAAUAUAGUUAUUAUAUCUAAAAAACACUAAUUUUAAUUAAAAGACAUCAAGUAAUUUGAUGGCUUGUUUUGGUUAAUUUGCUUAUAGAUUUUUAUGAUAUGGGGAAGUUUUUACUCCUUUUAAAAUUAUGGAUAAUCUGUGCUUAUAAACAAGUUUCAAUUUGAGUAGACAGAAGCUAGUUCUUCUUUAUCAAUUUUAUUUUUUGUUGGAAUGAGUUCACCCUUGUUUGGGUUUAUUUCAGAUAAAUAUGGAAAUAGAGCUCAAGUUAUGAUCAUACUUAGUGUAAUGUGUGUAUUUUCUUUUUUACUUGUACUUGUUGCUCCUUCUAGAAAUGAAGAUAUGAAGCCAAUAGUUUACAUAUUUUUAGUUUUAUUUGGAACAGCUAUAAGUAUUGGAAAUGCAUAUAUUUUCCCUAGUAUACCUCUAAUAGUUGAUCCUAAUUAUCUUGGUACAGCGUUUGGAAUAUCUUAUGCAGCUAAAAAUGCAGGAACAUUUACUUACUCAUUAAUAGGAGGGUUUGCCCUAGGUGAAAAUGACUAACACUUCAAUCAUCUUCUUUUUUUUCUUUUCUCUACAUUAAUUUGUUUAGUCAUAGUAUCUAUUAUCACUUAUAUGUAUGAUAAAAAGAAAAGAGAUAUAUUGUCUCUUCCAAAAAUAUUUACUAACAAAAAAAUAAAAAACAUUUCAACUUAAUAAUUAAUAUGA